AUGGAGACCGCCUUGAGGUCAAACCGACAUCUACCGGACAUGUUUAGGAGUAAGACUGGGAUAUUGCUCGAAAAGGCAACAGCUAAAGGCACAAGAAAGAGGUACAAUAAGUCGGUAGUUGGGCAGCGGAAGACGCAAGUCGAGGCCAGCGUGCUGAAAGCAGGUAGAUGGAUCGUGGUGAGAAUGAGCCAAACGGACAACGCAAUGGACGAUGGGACUGACGCUGACUGGCUGAGUGUUAGGCUAGAUGGACCUAGGGGAACAGGCAGCACCGUGGAUGGAGACGAUAUGGAGCGGAGAGUCGCAAACAAGCGCGCUGACGCUAAGGAAAGCCAAAAAGACGAAGUUGAUAGAAAAGCAGCCUUGGAUUUCCACGUUGAAGCCCUGGAAACCAAGCGCAAAGUUGCCCACACCCCCCAUCCAGUUGCAUUUUCCCUCAUGGUUCGGCCGUUUUACCAGAAAAGCUCGGCCAUGUCGAGAAGAGGAGAAGAGGCGAUGACCUGCGAUGGUCAAGAUAGACACCAUGCAAUGGACUAG
Molecule: messenger RNA, 537 nt
Organism: Fusarium graminearum PH-1
Lineage: Eukaryota; Fungi; Ascomycota; Sordariomycetes; Hypocreales; Nectriaceae
Exons: 5
Coding region: 1-537 (178 amino acids)
Source: RefSeq, a predicted model, not a curated record